GCAAAACUAUUAGCAUAUUAUUAACCAUAUUCACUUUCAGAGAUAUUUGGCACGACCAAUACUAGAUUCAGGCUACCCUAAACCUACCAAUGUUUUAAACAGUAACAAGAAAGUAGCAGUAAGAAAAGGGUUGCAUUAUCAUUCAUACAUUCUUCUAACCAAAAUCGUUAGGUAAAAAGAAAGCAAUAAUACUAAUAUUAAUGGAGACUAAAGGAGAACAUCACCGAAUAAGAAUUAGGCACAAUUUCUUUGAAACGUCGUUAGUAAAAUUCCCAGCUAAAUACUACUCAACAGUGUAAAAAUUGGUUUUUUAAUUCACUAAUCGUGUUAAAUAAAUCAAAAGGGAGAUUUAAUUUAACAAAUAAAUGGUUUAGUUAACUAAUAAAAUGGGAUUUGAGCGGAGUAAUGUUUUCAAUACCAAUUAGCCCAACUGGAAUUUACCAGAAAUGGGCCAAAGGCAAUGAAAGACAUGUGGUUGGGAGAAAAGUUGCACAAAAAUGGCAAAAGUAUUGGGGUUGGAAGAUAAUUUUUAUUGUCUGGAAGGAAUAGGCAAUGAAGACAAUUAUGUUGAAUCUGGAAAUACAUUACUUACUUCCCCUGUGUCUGUCUCUCUCACACCAACCACCCACCAUUGUUCAUCCAUUGUUCGUCUAUCCAAUUUCGAAACACCGUCUCUGCAAAGUUGGUUUGUGUUUGGGAUUUACAAGAUGGUGGCCUGCUUUGGAUUCAACAUCUCCCGCAAGACUAAUGUCCGUCCCGGUCCCCAACCAAGAAUUUUCUAUCAAAACCCAGGCUCUUCUUCCUUGAAUGGUAGGACUGCUACCGUCGCUAAUCCAGACAACUACGAACGAGUUACAGUCUCCAAAGCUACUUUGGGAGGGCCACAGGCAUAAUUUGCAAACUCGCGAUCCUGGAUCGUAGGAUCGUCCGAUCCUACGAUCCUAGGUACCUAAAUCAAUCCUAGAUCGAUCAAACUCGA
Oldenlandia corymbosa var. corymbosa is the source of this 979-nucleotide messenger RNA. The record is from the annotation of a GenBank genome assembly. NCBI's taxonomy places the organism in Eukaryota, Viridiplantae, Streptophyta, Magnoliopsida, Gentianales, Rubiaceae.